Messenger RNA from Hansenula anomala, 585 nucleotides. RefSeq names its product J-type chaperone JAC1 (gene JAC1). The record is from RefSeq and is a predicted model, not a curated record. Gene Ontology annotation, biological process: [2Fe-2S] cluster assembly; protein complex oligomerization. The coding region runs from base 1 to 585 and encodes 194 amino acids. NCBI's taxonomy places the organism in Eukaryota, Fungi, Ascomycota, Saccharomycetes, Phaffomycetales, Wickerhamomycetaceae. The transcript has a single exon. Gene Ontology annotation, molecular function: protein-folding chaperone binding; ATPase activator activity. Gene Ontology annotation, cellular component: mitochondrion.
AUGAGUCUUUUAUUUAAAAGAUUCCAAAGUGUGAAAACUCCCCAAAUCAUAAAUUUCUUCAAAUUAUUCCCAAAGACAACUCAUUCCAAAAUCUUGUUCCAAAUCGAUCCAAAAUCAUUAAGAAAAGAAUAUAGAUCUCUUCAACAACAACUUCAUCCAGAUUCAAACAUUUCUCAUGAUGAUUCCAUAAAAUACGAUGAUUCUAAAUCCUCAUUACUAAAUAAGGGUUAUUCCACAUUGAAAUCAUCGUUAUUAAGAUCCCAACAUAUCCUUGAAUUGAAUGGGAUUGACCUUUCCAAAGAUGAAGUUUCCAAAAAAUAUAGUUUAAAAGAUGGUGAAUUAUUGUUCGAAAUCUUGGAUAUCCAUGAAAAUUUAGAAAAUGUUAAUAAUGAACAAGAAUUGGAACCUGUUAAGUUGGAAAACGAUGAACGGAUUGCCAAAAGUGAAGCUAUUUUGAAUGAUUUGUUUAAUAAACAAGAUUAUGAAACUGCUGCAGUGGAAACUAUAAGAUUAAGAUAUUGGUGGAAUAUAGAUAAUGCCAUCAAGAAUUGGGAACCUGGUAAGCCAAUAAACUUGACACAUUGA